CCUCAUUCUGGUCUCUCUGCUCGGUCUCGUUCGCCAUGGCCGCUUCCACGGACUCCUCGUGCUACACACUGGUCUUUGAGGACAGCUCAGAGGCCCCCACGACCCAGGAGCUCCGCACCGCCCUGCAGAAGGGCUCGGACGAGGUCAAGCUUGACACGUUGCGCAAAAUCAUCAUCUCCACGAUAAAUGGGAAUCACCAGCCGCAACUGUUGAUGCCCGUCAUCCAAUAUGUUAUGCCAUCCCGGAAUAAGCAGCUCAAGAAGCUGCUGCACUUCUACUGGGAGGUGUGCCCGAAAUACGACGACAACGGGAAGCUGAAGCAGGAGAUGAUCCUCGUUGUCAAUGCGAUCCGUAACGACCUUCAACAUCCCAACGAGUACAUCCGCGGCUCGACGCUCCGCUUCCUGCAGAAGAUCUCGAAGGACCAGGAGCUGCUCGAGCCGCUCGUGCCCAUAUGCCGCUCGUGCCUCGAGCACCGGCACUCGUACGUGCGCAAGAACGCGGUGUUCGCGGUGUACUCGAUCUACCGCGAGUUCGAGCACCUCAUCCCCGACGCGCCCGAGCUCCUCCAGACGUUCCUAGCGGCAGAGUCGGACGCGACGUGCAAGCGGAACGCGUUCGUGUUCCUUGCGAACUGCGCGAUGCCGAAGGCGGUCGAGUACAUUGUGCAGGUGUUUGACCAGAUCCCGGGCAUGGACGAGCUGCUGCAAAUGAGCAUUAUCGAGGUCAUCCGGUUGGACUGCAAGCAGGAAACAACGCACAAGUCGCGAUACAUCCUCCUCAUUUCAGAGCUGCUCAACGCGACAUCACACGCUGUAAAGUACGAAGCCGCCGCCACCCUCACUUCCCUUACGCAGAACCCGGCCGCGGUCAAGGCUGCUGCGUCCUGCUACAUCAGCCUGGUCCAGAAGGAGUCUGACAACAACGCGAAGCUCAUCGUCCUUGACCGUCUUGAUUCUCUCCGCUCCAAACACGGCCAUGUACUCGAUGCCCUCAUCAUGGACAUUUUGCAGAUUUUGUCCAGCGCUGACCUCGAGGUCCGCCGAAAGGCUAUCAGUAUUGUCCUUAGCCUCACCUCCAGCCGCAAUGUGGAGGAAGUGGUUAUGUUCCUCAAGAAGCAGCUCCAGAGGACGCAAGACCAGGAGUUCGAGAAGGCCCCCGAGUACAGGCAAUUGCUCAUCCAGUCGAUUCACGUAUGCGCGGUCAAGUUCUCCGAGGUGGCCGCCAGCGUUGUACACGCGCUCAUGGACUUCCUGGGCGACUCGAACAACCCUUCCGCGCUCGACGUUGUCUCCUUCGUGCGCGAGGUCGUCGAGAAGUUCCCCCAGCUGCGCCGCACCAUCUGCGACAAGCUCAUCCAGACCCUGCCCGAGAUCAAGUCCGGCAAGGUGUACCGCGGGGUGCUCUGGAUCCUUGGCGAGUACGCGGAGGACGUGCAGGAGAUCCAGGAGGUCUUCCGGCAGCUGCGCAAGGUGCUUGGGGAGAUCCCCAUUCUCGCCAGUGAGCAGCGCCUGCUGGAGGAGGCGAGCGCGGAGGACGGGGAGGAGAAGAAGGACGAAGUGAAGACGGAGUCGCACAAGCCGAAGGUGCUCGCGGACGGCACGUACGCGACGGAGAGCGCGUUCACGAGCGUAUCGUCUGCACGGCUGGAGGCUGUGAAGGCGGCCUCGAAACCGCCAUUGAGAGCACUUAUCCUCGGCGGCGACUUCUACACUGGCGCUGUCCUCGCUUCUGCGCUGACGAAGCUUGUCCUCCGCUACUCUGAGCUUUCCAAGGAAGCGCGCAAGUCCAACGCCGUCAAGGCUGAGGCAAUGCUCAUCAUGGCGUCCAUCAUCCGCGUCGGCCAGUCCAAGUUUGUCUCGGUGCCGAUCGACGAGGAUUCGAGCGAGCGCAUCAUGAACUGCAUCCAAACCCUUAGCGAGCUCGAGGCGCAGCCCGCCGUCCACGACAUCUUCCUGAAGGAUACUAAGGCGGCGUACUCCAAGAUGGUCGCUGCGCAGGAGAAGAAGGCAGCGGAGAAGAGGGAAUCGGAGAAGGCGAAGGCGGCGAUCGUGCAGGUCGACGAUCUGCUGAGCUUCCGGCAGUUCUCGAAGAAGGCGGUGGAUGAUACCCUUGACGACUCGGAGGAUGUCAACCGCGCUACGGGUGCUGGCGAGGUUACGGAGGACUUCCUUUCGAACCUCAGCAGGAUCUCGCAGCUCACCGGCUUCUCCGACCCCAUCUACGCGGAAGCCUACGUCAAGGUCCACGGCUUCGACAUUCUCCUCGACGUCCUCCUCGUCAACCAGACCGCCGACACCCUGCAAAACCUGUGCCUUGACUUUGCCACUCUCGGCGACCUCAAGCUUGUCGAGCGUCCAUCCGUCUACACUGUCGCGCCUCAUAGCUUCCAAAGCAUCAAGGCCACCAUCAAGGUAUCGUCAACGGAGACGGGCGUCAUCUUCGGUAGCAUUCUCUGGGAGGGCCCUGGUCUCGCAGAGCAAUGUGUGAUCUUGAACGACAUCCACAUUGAUAUCAUGGACUACAUCAAGCCUGCGUACUGCACAGAGCAGCAGUUCCGGAGCAUGUGGACUGAGUUCGAGUGGGAGAACCGCGUCAAUGUCACGACGACAAUUUCUGACCCGAGGGAAUACCUCAACCACGUCAUGAAGGCGACGAACAUGUCGUGUCUCACGCCCGAGGGCGCGCUCUCGGGCGACUGCGACUUCCUCUCGGCGAACAUGUACGCGAGGAGCUUAUUCGGCGAGGACGCCUUGGCGAACUUGAGCGUGGAACGGACGGAGGACGGUUCGAUCACCGGCCAUGUACGGAUACGGAGCAAAACUCAGGGCAUUGCGUUGUCGUUGGGUGACAGGAUCACCAUGGCGCAAAAGGACAACAAGCCCCCGGUGUAGAUUGUGUAUCGAGCGCGUUAAUAUUAUCUGGAUCGGUUUCGGC
Messenger RNA from Trametes versicolor FP-101664 SS1, 2937 nucleotides. RefSeq names its product coatomer protein. NCBI's taxonomy places the organism in Eukaryota, Fungi, Basidiomycota, Agaricomycetes, Polyporales, Polyporaceae. Gene Ontology annotation, cellular component: cytoplasm; COPI vesicle coat. Bases 36 to 2894 code for a protein of 952 amino acids. The transcript is spliced from 18 exons. The record is from RefSeq and is a predicted model, not a curated record. Gene Ontology annotation, biological process: intra-Golgi vesicle-mediated transport; intracellular protein transport; endoplasmic reticulum to Golgi vesicle-mediated transport. Gene Ontology annotation, molecular function: structural molecule activity.